CCUCUGCAGGUUAUCUCGAAGCAGCGAUCUUUGCGAUUGAUUGUGCUUCCCACGUGCAGCGGAUGACACGGCUGAGAAAGGUCCCUGUGUGCCUCACCCAGCUCCGAAUGGAAACACUGUGAAGGCACAGCCAGUGCUGCUGUGGAAUGAUGCUGCUGCCACAGACGAGAGUCUGGAGGGGGCCAUGAACCGUGACAGGGCUAGGUGUGCCUGGAGGUGCCCCUCGGGUACGGGAGGUGUGAGGCUGCCCCAGGAGGAAAGGGGUACCACUGCCAGAGUUUUGCUUGGGAUGCAAAGGCAUAUCCCAACUGAUGCCAGAUCCUGCCCUGACCUGCUCUGAGGAUGGAUGGGUUGCUGAGACCCUGAGCAGCAGCAGCUCUUAAUUUCCACAGACUUUGCUAGCACCUCUUGCUAGAGAUGGACUGUCAGAGUCCUUAGUACCACUGGGCUGGGUGUCAGCUCUGCCUGCCAGCAGGAGCACUCACUGCCAUGCUGGAGGUGACCUUGGUCCCUUGCCAUACCCGUGUGGCACCUUCCCAUCACAGUUACCAUUGCUCUGCCCAGGCCCUGCAUGUUUCUGCUUGUUAAAGGAACAGUUUUGUGUCUGUUCCAUCCCUGCCCUUACUCACUGCUUACCGCUGCUUACUCACAACCACAGGACGCUGCCUGUCCCCACAGGGUCAGAUGUUGCUGCUCAUGCAAAUCGUUUGCAGAGACCUUCAUAAUUUCUGAGAAGUAUCUGAAAGACCUCAAGACUCUCUGUUUAUUUGCAAACACUAUUAACCGUUUCCUCCUCUCACCCCAGCCACUCGGCUCCUGCCUGGGUCAGACCCACAGAUGUGAAUUCAGUUAAACCGUUGGGGGAAAGAUCUUUGGGACGUGUGGGCUUCUCUUCCUCAGCAUCCUUUUGUGGCAGUUUGUGUUUCCUCUUUCACCUGGGAUGCCAUGCUUUCCCUGGACUUCAAGGUCAUGCAGCUCGGGGCUUCAGUCAGCUCCAUCAGAGAUGUUUGAUCACAGCUUUCUUUUUCUUCUUCCAAUUUUUCAGUGCUCCUUAAAUACCCCAGAUGCUUUUAAACCACUUUGGGGCUGACUCUCCACCCUUUGAGACUUCAUUUUCAUCUGUUGGUGGCCAAAUAGAAAAGGACUGUCCUAUGCAAUUUGCUGUGCUCCAACUCACAGAAAGAAUUUAUAUGUUUUUAAGCACCAGAGGACCUUUUAAUGAUCAUGUCAGCAAACUCCAAGAUGUACCAUCUACCCCACUGAGCUGGAGCAGACUUACCAGCAUGAGCAAGAAGCUGAAUCAUGGUUGGAGCUAGGCUGUUUUCCUUCAUGCUGAGAACCUGGUGGAGGAGCCAGGCGCUCGCUGUGUACGACAGAGAACAGGCUGCCGCUGCGGGGAAGGAAGCACGGAGAGAGCCGGGAGCGGCUCAGCGCACACGGCACAGCACCUCCCGCCUGCCUGGGCAGGGGACACAGCGGCUCAGCAUGGCUCCAGGGGCCUCAAAGAAGCCGUGGGACAGUGUGGAGGUGGCUCUGGUUGACCUCUGUGCCAUCCUGCUCUGCUGUGGGCCAAUGCUGACCUGCUGCCGCCAGGUGACCAUCUCCCCAGCAGAGUUUAUUUGCUCUGAAGGUGACAAAGUCACUUUCUUUUGCAAUAUCUCCAUGGAGAGUGACUCUGGUUUGGAGUACAGCCUCAAUUGGUACAAGGAGACCAACCACAGCCAAGCCCAAAAAAUGGCUGAGAUCAGCCGAUACAAGCCCAUGACAGACACAGAGAAGUACCGGCUCACCAACCACACUUCUGCCUUUGAGAUUGAGAUCCUGAACCUCCACCAGAAUGACUCAGGCUCCUACUACUGUGGAUUGAUCACCUUCUAUGAGCCCGAUAAAGUGGUGGAGAGCAAGAGGGCCCAGUUGAUAGUCACAGUAGCCCCUCAGGUGAAUGCUACUGAUGAGCCGGAGAUGGAGGAAGGCAACCCCUCAGAGCACAUCAAGGCCAUGCUCCUGGGCAUCCUCCUGCUGGCUGGAGUGGUUGUGCUGCUGAUCUUUGGCUACCUCACCUUCACAUACAGGAGAGGAGAUGUGCAGAAACCACUGAGUGAAGACCUGCCAGUGAAGGAAGAGAAGCCCCCCGUGGUGUUCAUAUCCACUGUGGAUUAUGGCGUGCUGGAGUUUCAGCGGGACCAGUGCAGCCCGGUGCCCCCCAGGACUCAGCCAGUUGAGCAGACUGAAUACGCCACCAUCAUCUUCCCUGAGGAGAAACCUGUCACACCGGAGCGUGGCAAGAAACACCUGGAGGAGAGGACACGACAGCUGCCAUCACAGCCCUGCUGAGAGUCAGGGUCCCUCCUCCCCAGGGUGUGGGCAUGGGCAGGCUACCCCAGCCCCUCACUCUGGGAAAAUCCAGCGUAUCAGGACUAAAGCAACAGAGAUGCUGCUGCUGGAGUCGAUAUUGAACAGUCCUGGCCACAGUGUUAUUGUGGCCAUAGGGUGGGUACCACAGGAUGAGGAAGCUCCCUGCUGUGCUCGAUGUGCUGCCUCUUCACUCUGGGCAGGGAGAAUGGGCUGAGGCAGAGCAGUGAUGCCAGCAGGUCUGUCCCAAAGGUGACUUACAGUACGCCUUGGUAUUCUACCUCCACCCAAUGCUCUCUGGAGGGGCCAUGCUGCUUCCCUGCCCUAGGUCUGAGCCAAGUAUCAAAGCAUGACUGUUGAAGAAAGUGCUGGAGGUCAGAACUGGAGUGAAUCCUGUGAGAUGCUGCUCAUGAGAGCCCAAGGCUUCUUGCAAGCUUCUUGCUCGGAGCAGAGGCUGCCCUAUGUACUGCUAUUCAGAAACCCCUGGGAAGCAGGCAGCUGGUCUUCUGCCUGUCUCCAGGUGUUUUCCUCCUCUGCAUGAGGGGCAAUCUACCCCUGCGUCCCUCCCUCCCCAGGUGGGAGUCAGAUAUGGCCAUGGGGGCGAAUAAAGAGUUUUGCAUCCAGUA
Molecule: messenger RNA, 2978 nt
Organism: Haemorhous mexicanus (house finch)
Lineage: Eukaryota; Metazoa; Chordata; Aves; Passeriformes; Fringillidae
Gene: PDCD1
Product: programmed cell death 1
Exons: 7
Coding region: 1303-2334 (343 amino acids)
Biological process (GO): positive regulation of T cell apoptotic process; negative regulation of immune response
Cellular component (GO): membrane; external side of plasma membrane
Source: RefSeq, a predicted model, not a curated record